Xyrichtys novacula (pearly razorfish) is the source of this 18259-nucleotide messenger RNA. The record is from the annotation of a GenBank genome assembly. NCBI's taxonomy places the organism in Eukaryota, Metazoa, Chordata, Actinopteri, Labriformes, Labridae.
CGUCACAAGGUAAAACAGCAGGAAUGUGGUUGGUGGUUGACAUGACGCUUUCCUAUAAGAAACAAGAGGAUUGCUACCCAUGAAUGGAUACAUCGACCUACGUUUGACGUAAAGUGAAAUCUUACCCUGUCCUUUUUGUUUGUUUGAUUCUAGAAAGCUCGCUACGGAAGCUAACGUGUCUGUUUUGACAGCUCGGUUUGUCGGCAGGCUAACUAGCUAACGAAGGCUAACCAACAGCAGCUAUUUAACCCCUGACGGCGACAACAACAACAACAACAAUAACACAAAAGCUGACAGAAGCAGCUAGCCUUAAGGGCUCAUUUUAGUUUUCCCUGUUUUAUACAUACUGUCAUGCUAGUGUUUGUCGGACAAAUGUCUCUAUGAAGCAACAGUGUCUUAGUAGCUAGCUUAACUUCUGUCAUGUUAAUGUUGACGCAAAAUUGAAAGUGGGCUUUCUAAAGAGUCAGUAGAUGCCAAUACAGACCUGUUUGUCCUGAAAUGCGUAUCAGUAAGGUCAGUUUUACUCGUACUUCUGAAAAGAGCUGGUUUCUAUCCGAGCUUUCAUUGUAAACUUGAUGUAAAGUUGUUGUGUCCACUUUAAAUAUUGAGCCCUUAUGCAGGAUAUGGUACUUAAAGAUCUCGGUUAGCUUUACUUACAGCAGCUUAAAGCGGUGCAGCUUUGUCUUCUGGACUGGGGAUAGAUGGUACAUUUAAACGGACUGAAACGAUGAUACUAAAAACCCUGUAUAGGAAGAAUGGAAGAGCCCAUUCUUCAGAUGGACGUGCUGUCAUGUUCUGGAUGGCAUGAUUUGCAUGUUGUUAUGGUAAAGUGGUCACUAAAGGUAAUUUUCCGUCAUUUGCAUCAGUGGUGUUAAGCUAAAGUGGGGGAUAAGUAUUAUAUGUGAUAGGUGUCUGGCAAUACGCAGCAUCACAAUACAUUACACUACUGCUUCAGAAAAAAACCUGUGUCUUCAUACUCCAGUCAUUUAACUUUGAAAGCUACUCCUCCCAUAGAUGAGUAGAUAUCAUCCCUUAAGGUUAUUCAGUAAAUGCUCAAAAAAGGAAAAGAUGGACUAUUUUAGACUCUUUCAGAAAGCUUUAACAUCUGCAUAGCCAGACUUAACUUUUAUAGUGUUUUGUGUUUCAAUUUUAUAACGGUAUUAAGCAGGAGUUUGACUGUGUGGUGUCUCUUAUCUGCUGUCUAACUGUUCUCAUUCAUGUUUGUUUCUGCCUAACCUACAGGUAAUGCAUGCAACUGGGCCUGAAGCCUGCGCUUUGCACACACCCAGCCCUUGAGCCAGUGUGUUUCCAAUAGGGGGAGGCUCUUCCUCCCAGUAGCCCCAGUUUCUCCCCAUUGCCCAAAUCUGCCCUAGAAUUCCCUAUGCUAACCCUCUUGAGCAUGUUUUACUAUAUCUGUCUGCGGCGACGCUCCAGAAGUGGGACUCGAGGUGAAGCUUUGACCAGUCGGCGGGCUGUGGAGUCUGGCCAGCGUGCGGCAUUGCCCGUCAGUGUGGAGGUGGAGCAAUAUGCCAAGGAGGUUCUUGACUUCAGCUCCCACUAUGGUAGUGAGAAUAGCAUGUCCUACACCAUGUGGAACCUGGCUGGGGUACCUAAUGUCUACCCCAGCUCAGGGGACUUCACUCAGACGGCUGUUUUCAGAGCUUAUGGGAAAUGGUGGGAACAAUGUGCCAGUGCCCCACCACCUUUCCGCCGCACUCCUAAAGGCUUUUACAGCCAGGAUUACAUUGAGCUGGGCUUUGAGGAGCCUGUCUAUCCCACAGCAGUGGAGGUGCUUGAGACUUAUUAUCCCGGAGCCAUCGUUCAGAUUCUGGCCUGCUCUCACAACCCCUUUUCCCAGAACCCAGCAACUGACAUCAGGUAAAGACAACCUUUCAUCUUUGAAUAAUGUUUUUUAUUUUUUUAUUUUUGAGAAAAACUUGUGAUAUUGCAGACUUGAGUUAUUAUGCUGUUACAAAUUGAUUCCUGAUGUUUUUAUUCUUUGCUCAGUCUGCGUUUAAAUUCUACAUUUCCUCUUGAAAGACGUAUCAGUAAAAUAGUGCUCCAUGAGUACUUUGAAUGACUGCUCAAGGAAUUGUCCCAUGGCUUAAGUUUUUCAGAGCGCUCUCAAAUUUCCAACAAUAAAACCAGAAGGUACAAAAGCGAGUCUGUUUGUAAGUGUUAUUAGUCUUAUUAGGUAAGGUGGUUUUGAUCCUCAGAUGGACCAAUAACUGUCAUACUAAGCAGGGUAUCUGAGUGAAACUUCGAAAUGUUCUUAUUUUACUCAGCAGGGGAACAGAAAAUGACAGGUUGUGUCAGAGACUACAGCAGUGGUUCUCAAGUCAAGUCCUCGAGGCCCACUGUCCUGCAUGUUUUGGAUGUUUCCCUGCUCCAACACACCUGAUUCAAAUGAUUAGCUCGUUAUUAAGCCAUUACAGAGCUUGAUAAUGAGCUGAUUUGAAUCAGGUGUGUUGGAGCAGGGAAACGCCCAAAACAUGCAGGACAGUGGGCCACGAGGACUGGACUUGAGAACCACUGGACUACAGUAAGAGCGCACUUUUGGUCCCGUUUCCUUAAUCUAAUGUGGGCUGUGUACACAAUGGCUUCAGCUGUAAAAGUUUAUUUUUAUUUACGUCAUUCAAUUUAGGAAAGCCAGAGAGGAUGAGAAGUGAGAACGCCAGAGAAAGCACUGUGUGAAACUAAAUACAGUCAAGUCUAGACCUGGAAGAUGCUGUAGAAAAACAAAUGGGAUUGUGUCCAAAAGGCAAUUAUUUUUGCUUAAUCAACCUGAUGAGCGCAUUGUAAGCUGUGAAUGAAACUUAAGCCUCAGAGAGCAGAACCCGUUCUUAUGAGUGCGGCAGAUUUUUUUUCUCUAUGACGAGUUUUAGGAUGUACGUGCUUGCAGGCACACUUCCUCUCAGCUCAGUUAUGUUAUUGAAAACCAAACCUUAACUGUUAUUUUUAUCCAACAGACAAAUCAGAGCAGAUUUUAAAAAGCAAAUCCAUCUUUCCAUUUCAGGACUGGACAGUCCUAAUUUUUGUCAAAGAACACAUUUUUUAUCAUCAAGUAAGCAAUAAUGAUUUUUGGAAAUUAAUACAUUUAUAAUCAUCAUUAUGCCCAUAGAAAGACUAAACUGUACCAUUUAAACAGCCACUUUUAAUUGCUAGUUAAAGGCUGAACAUGUUUAACAUCUUAACUUAAGUGAUGAUGUUUGGAGAGUUAGAUUCUGGAAUGACGCCAACAUAAAUCUAAAAACACGUCAUUCUUUUUUGGUUUUUAAGAAAAUGGUUUGUAAUGCUAUUUUUGAAGCUUAUAAGUGUGAUUAUCUGUUGUUGUGGUUUCUUUGCUUUUCUGGAGCUCGGUAGCCUAAAAAGUUGACAAUACAGGAUAGGGAUUUUAUAAGCAGUCCGUUUCUGCCCAUGGCUUUUCAGUCAAUUUUCAACACAUGAUUCUUGAUUUAGUGAUUUAGUGAUUAUGUGUGAAAUGUCAAUAUUGUGUACAAUAUUUGGUGUUGCCAUGACUGAAUAGACAACUACUACUACUACUACUACGACUACUACUACUACUACUACUACUACGACUUAGUCUUCCUAUCACUGAGGUAUUAAAGGGAGAGACAGGAUCGCUGUGAAGCGGUGGAGCUGCAAUGGCUGGGCAGUGUGAGCACUUGUCCGUGUUUGUGUGUGUGUGUGUGUGUGUGUGUGUGUGUGUGUGUGUGUGUGUGUGUGUGUGAGAAGCUCUUGUGCCUCUUGUUUUCUGUGAUUUGUUACUCAGUAUGAAAAAAUCACACACUGGGACUUCAAUAUUGCCGUGUUGCUGGACAAAGGUGAGAUGCAGCCGAACUUUUGUGACUUUUAGGCCUUUAAAGAUUUUCCACAUUUCAAUGAUAUAUCAGGACCAAAAAUAGACCACUGGAGUCUUUCCACAAAGCCAUACUAAAUACCCAGAUUCUCCAUAAGUCAGAGGUGUGCAUAACAAGGAGAGGAGCUAAAAUGAAACCAAAAUUCAACUUAGAAUAAUACUAUAGAUUAAAGCUGAUGUGAGGAACUUGUAGUUUGUGUUGGUUAUGGUGUCACCUGCUGUCAAUCAUUUCAAUUGACACGUCCCCCCUCACAGCAGUUUCAUUUGUUAAACAUCCUCACAGCAAAAUGAUCAAUCGUGUUGCUGAUCGUCUUGUGUAAAAAGACUUCAGUGUCAGUUUCAGCCUCUUUAAAAACUCUCCAGAGUGCCUUUAAAUGAGCAGUAUGCUCAUGUUACAGAUGGACAAGAGCACACAGUUCACUGGAUCUGUCAACAGUGUCAUGAGUAAAUGAACAUUAAAAAUUCAGUGCAACUCUUGACUCCACUUCCUGUUGUCCAGGUGGGAGGUGUUGUGGUCAGGUGAACCCACAAAGAUGCUGACACCCCACGCCCGCCAGUUUUCCCCAAACAUCAAGCACAUCAACUUCCCCACGAACCUGCUUCGCCUGGAGGUCAACAGCUCCCUGCUGGACUACUACACGGAACUGGAUGCUGUUAUUCUGCGCGGGGUGAAAGAGAGGCCUAUGCUGGCCCUCUAUAAGAUGCCUAUUAUCGACAUCAGUGACCUGAGUGACAGCGAGGAGGAGCUGUCUGAUGUUGGAGGGCCAUUUAGACAAGGAGGAGACAGCAAAUACCAGAGGACAGGGAAUGGAUACUUUGACAAACUGCCGUAUGAGGUGAUUGCAGAGCUCAAAGACGUCUACUUUAGUCACUCAGAUGAAAGAACAGAUACACACCAUGUUAACAACAAAAAACAUACUCAUUUUUUAUGUCAUUCUGCAUCUACUGAAAGGAGUAGAAACAUAUUUUAACAGCAAGUUUUUAAAUUGACGAGGUUUUCCUUCAGAAAGCUUUUUUUGUGUGUUUUAUUUCAUAUCUGACAUAGUGUUAUUUCAUGUUUACGCGCUAACUAUACUCUUGUCUGUCUUGGUUGUGGCGUGGUAAUGGUUUUUUGUAGAUCAGUUGGAAAAUACCAAGAAAUAGGCAGGACCAUCUAUCCUGUCAGUGUGUCUGUAUGCAUGAGGAAACAAAAUCGAUGUGAAAAUAGUGUUUUCUGGAUUUUUAAGUGGACAAAUGAAACAAAUGAGACGAUGCCAGCUAAUCCUAAAGCACUAAAGCAGGUGUUUGCGUGCACUUUCGAUUUAAGCAUGAAAAUACCUAAUUCCACUGCUGCAGAUUGUACUUUUGGCUGUGAUUCAAAUGACAACGCACCUACUAGUAAUCCAUUCAACCUUCAAGAUCAGUUUUCCAGUCGCUGAUGCCUGAUUCUUUGCAUCUGGAUGCAUUUUUUACAUAACUUUCAGAGAGUUUUGUAUUUAGUUUGCUUGAAAACAUGUAGUUGUUUUAUCUAUUACUAAAGACAGUAAUAGAAUGUAGUUACAAUGAAACAAAACAAAGCAGCAGAUCCUCAUAGUUUCCUCAUGUUGAGCUUUUUUUGCAUGUUAAAUAGCUCUCUAAUCAUUAAAGUAAUAAGUUGUAUAAAAAAUUAUCUUACCUCAGUCAGCCUGUUGAUAAAUUGUUUCAGCACUGAUGCACCAGAGCAUAUUUGCAUUUAAUUCACCUGAAAAAGACAACCAGAUGUAGAAUCAUCCGUUUUGCCUUGCCCUGUUGUUUAAGUUGUUCGCUUCUCUGUUACAUUAUGAUCAUAAUGUUCUCAGAAUCAUUUGUCUUGACUGACUUCUGAUGAUUAUGACUAAUAGUUUAAGAGCUAGGCCUUAAAUCAUUAUUGGAGCCGCACAGCGAGCGUGCGUGCGUGCAUGUGUGCUGUGUUUAUACAUUCUCCACAUGAACACUGUGGCACGGACCCAGGCUGACACUUGAUCUAGUUUGCGCUCACAGACUGAGAGUCAUUUUCGUGCCACACUGACGUAUCACGUUGUCUGAGCUGAGCUCCAAAACACCGCCACCGCUCUUGAUAUUUGUUCUCUUAUCUCCUCUCCAAACCACUGCCAUUAACAGCAGUCUUCACAACCGCUGUGUGUUUGUUUCAGAAACACAAUAUAGCUAUUAUCUGUCAGCUGAUACCCGCUUGAACACUGUGUAUUGUUAAUUCACGGCAACACUCACACGAGCACAGUCAUUGUUUCUCUUUACGAGGCACAUGAACAUAGUGCAAAACAAAAACGCUCACCUCGUCGGCAAUCCUGCUAUCAGCGCUUUGUGUCCCAGAUAACCAAUAUGAAGAUCUGCCUGACAGAGGGGACACAAUUAACAAUCUCAGCCAUACUCUUCUCUCUCUUCUAGGUUGUUCUACUCUUUAACCCUCUUUUUCUUUAUUUUACUUCUUUCUCUUUCUUCCCCCUCUCCUGACUCUUCUCCCCACCUUCUAUCCAUAGCUCAUUCAGCUGAUACUGAGCCACCUGACCCUGCCAGACCUCUGCCGUCUGGCCCAGAGCUGUAAGCUGCUGCACCAGCACUGCUGUGACCCGCUGCAGUACACCCAGCUGAGUCUGCAGCCCUACUGGGGCCGGCUGAGUGACGCCUCCUUGGGACACCUGCAGAGUCGCUGCACCCUCCUUCAGAGGCUCAACCUGUCCUGGACCGGCAACCGUGGUGCUCUCACCCUGACCGGCUUCAGCAGGUCAGACUGUCAAAAGGCGUUAAGUACAGUACCAGACAACCCCAAGAUAACCUUGAAAAACUAGCAAAUACUCACAAGUACAAGGAUUUGUUUUUAAGUUAUGCAAAGAAAAUGGAUACGUAAGUGUUUUGGUGUUUUUAAGGGAAAAAAAAAACAACAGGAAUUCAAGGAUGAUGACCUUUCUGUGCAAAUACACGGAGGGAUGGAGUAGCUGCUGAUCUGCUAGGAUUUUAUCCUUUUUCCUUUCGUGUGAUGUUCUCUCAAUUCUUCCCCUCAGUUUCAUGAAGGCCUGUGGUCUCAGCCUCGUCUGCCUGGAGUUGUCAUGCUGCCACUUUCUGAAUGAGGCCUGUCUUGAGGUCAUCUCACAGACUUGUCCAGGGCUUCAGGAGCUCAACCUAUCCUCCUGCGACCGCCUCCACCCACAAGCCUUCACACACAUCUCUAAAUUAACACGCCUCCGGAGACUGGUGCUCUACAGGACCAAAAUAGAGGUAGGAAGAAGGGGUCGCAGUGAAGGUGACAUUUCACUUGUGCUGCUACAUCUGUCCAUUCGAGUGUAAUCUCAGCAGAAUGUAUCAAUGCAGGUUACUCAACUGUCACUGAUGUUUAAACUCCACACAACACUAUGCAUGAUGAACAGCUUGUCAAGGUUUCCUCAGAAUGAGCAGAAACUAACACUGUCACAUAUCCUUGAAACCUUAAAACACACGAACACUUUAAAUUUACUGUUUUUUUUUAUAUUUUAGCACAAAACCACUAUUUGCUUGUUAGAUUGACAUUCAGGUCAGAACACAUCCCAUGUGUUGUCUCUCAGUCUUUUGUCAGGACUACGACGUAAGCUUAUCAUCUUUCCAAAGAUCCAACAGUGCUCACGAGUCAAACUUGCCUCUGUGGAAACAACUUGAGCAUCUUCACUUUGCAGCACAAAUGAAGCCAUUGUCUGCUCAGUCCUUGUUCCCUGCUGCUUCUUUUUUUGCCUUCACAAUGCAGCACAGUCCCAUAAGCAAAUUUGUUUUGCUGCAGUUGAAAUCGGUUCGUCUCAUACUUGUAGAUUUUAGCAGAACAAAAGAUAAUUGCAUCUUCAUCUGUGAUCUGUUUGGAAUCAACACUUUACAGACUUUGGCAGUUUCUGCCAGCUAGCUCGCACUAUUUCCAAUGUACAGAGAAACUACAGUAUGUCUACAGUGUAAUACAUUACACUCAGCCGAGUCUUGUCUGAUAUUAGGCUUCAUAGCUUGUAGUGAUAUACAGUUAAGACAUAUGUUCACUUUUAUAUUGUGUCAUUACAGUAUUUAACAAGAGCUUUGACAAGGUGACACUCCCAAAGAUUUCAUCUCUUAAAAAAUACAAUAUCAAAGAUUUCACAUUUAAAAACAACAACAUGAGUCUGAGAAGCAGGAAUGUUUUUGAUGAGCCAGUUACUGUCCCUGAGCCGAACCAUAGACUGUAUAUAGAAUGGACGCCAUCUGCCUCCUCACUGGGUGAAGCCACCAUGAGAACAGCACCCUCUAGUGACGGGCUGCAGUAUAGGUCAUAAAUCCCGACUCCUCCAGCAAUCCCUAUGGAGCUGUGGACAGACUUUAGAAAUUAAUUCUAAAGAAACUUUUCAUACAACCAGGUAUUGAGGGUAUGAAUUAUUGGGCUCUGAAGUAGAGACCAAGUAUUUUUCAGAAGUUGCUCAUAUCUUCAUCGUCUGUUCUGAUCAUGUAAAGAACUGGAUUUCUGAUUGUGAUUAUGAGUUAAACCUAUAUCAUUAAAACUCAAACAAAAACAGACUUUAAACGUGGCAGUUAACAUCCCAUGAAUAUUCAUUAUCUUAAAACACACCAUUUUGGACUGAAUAAACAAAAUAACUUUGGUAACCCUUUCUUUUAUGGUGCACUUAUUACCAGGUAAUUAACAGGUAAUUACCCAGUAACAACAUGAAAUUAUCUGGUAAUUACAUGAUAACUACUAAGUCAAUACUGUCUAGCUACCAGGUAGGGUAACCUUCCAUCAUCAUACAAAUUUAAAGCCGAAUUGCUCUGGUAUUUCCAGGAUUUUCCACUCUUCCUGGAACCACCACUUGCGCAGUAGCAUUGUAUGCAUUUGGUGGAUGAGUCGCUGUGAUAAUGCUCGGCUCAAACAGUGUAUCGCUACGCAAUCUUCACACACCCAUUGGCUGUAUUACGUGUCAGUCAUAGAAAAUAAGAACCCCAAAUUGAAAAUGAAGCCGCACAGAAAAAAAGAAAAAAAGAAAAACUAGACUGUAUUGACUUAGUAGUUAUCAUGUAAUUGCCGGAUAAUUUCAUGUUGUUACUAGGUAAUUACCUGGUAAUAAGUGCACUGUAAAAGAAAGGGUUACCGUAACUUCUUCUGGCAUUCUAAUGUUUUGAGAUAAAUCUGUGUGAGAAUCCUCAGAGUCCCCUCAGGUGAUCUAAACCCUCCACCUGAGAAAUGAACUGCAGUAUGUUCUAUCUGUGCUGAACCAAUAAUAAUUAAUAGAAGAAUAAAAACACAGUAAAGGGUUAUUAACAGCUGAAACCUCCAAACACCAGCUCUGUUUGAGGGUCCAUGUUUUUAUUUUGGGUGUUGUUCAUGCUCUGUUGUCGUCUUUAAGAUGACCCGAGUCAACUCUUCUCCCAGGGGCCUCAAAAUAUCGCACUGCAUGUGUUCAUGUUCAGGCCUGUCUGACGUGUAAAAAACCACCGUCUUGUGUUUGGGUUUUGCUCCUCUGUGUUUCUUCGGUAUUUGUCAUGUUUCAGAGCAACGUUGUGGGCAGGAGGCAGGGUAGGGUUUCUGCGGUGGAGCCAGGCAUCAUGCUGCAGGUUGUUUAUACCCCGGCUCACAGAGCGAGCUGUGUGUCUGUUUGAGAGCCCGACAUCUCAGCUGUCAUUACCCUGUCACUGCUCUAAUUAAAUGGCUAGCUCGCCAGAGAGAGGCGUUUAUAAAGAUGCCAGCUACAGACUGGAGCGCACACACCAGCCACGCACGCACAAAAGGCUUUCACUUUCAUGUCUCACACUUUCUCCUGCCACUGAGGUACAUGUGUUGGCAGUUCUAGUGUUGAAUUCCCAUAUCUCCAUCCAAGCUGCAGUGCCACUGGAGAGAUCUGAGUCCUCACUGUGUGUGAAGGGAUCCUCUGCACCAUAUUAAAUUCUCUUAAUACAUUAAGUGUGAACUGAGUGCACAAGGUAGCAGACAGUAAAUCCUUUAGGACUUACUUUGACCUGACAUGUUCUUGCUCUUUAAAUGUUCAUUCUGUUUUAACAUUUUAACUGUAAGAGUAUUAUUCACUCAGGUUUAAUGUCUUAUUGUUAGCUGCUUUUAUUUCGAUAUAGGGUUCUUUGCUGUGUGUUGUCCCCUUUUGUUCUCUGUGUAGCAAACUCUUAAAGUGACCUAAACUGACUUAAAUACCAUUUCAAAACAUGUCGACAGUGAUUUGGGUAUUACAGCUCUGCGCCCUUCUCUUUUUUUCUCUUUGUUUUCUCUGCAGCAAACAGCUAUUCUGAGUAUCCUGACUUUCUGCAUAGAGCUGAGACACCUCAACCUAGGGAGCUGUGUGAGGGUGAGAAAAAAAAAACCCACAGACACCCCCACACACUCACACACACACACACACACACACAGAAAGAAGUCCAAAUAAAGCACAGUCUGUUAACGACAUAACCCUCCAUGUGUGUUUGUUGAAUAGCAGCUUGUCUAAAAGAUGGCGAGACAUCAGUAGUGUAGCACUAAUUGAGCUGCUAACAAUAAACUGGUUGGGUGUAAAACAGAGGGAGCCAGUGAUAAUGACACUGAACAGGAUUUAAGUGAAUACUUUAUUGUCCAUUCUUGGCUCAAAAUGUGUCUUCAGCCUAACUUGACAACACAGUUAAAACCUCAGUGGAACAAGCACACAGACCAGGACUCACAAAACCACCAGCCUCAGAGUCUAAUGAUACCGAUCAACUUCUGUGUUUCUCUAGGAGCACAUUUUCUGGCAUGGAUCUUUUAUUACAUUCUAUAUAUUUCCACAAUAAUGGAAAUACAUAUUAUUAUGAAUGGCCAUUUGAUAAAAGGGUUGAGUAUUUUUUUAAGCACAGUUGUUGUAGUGGGGGAGAGUGGGGUAAGUGGAGCCUGCACCUGUUGCUUGGAAACGGUAAAAGAAAUUGAUCAUGUGACCAAAUAUUUAGGAGAUGGGCAUCAAUUCAUGGAGUCUGUCAAGGUUAGAAGCACAUGGGUGAAGGGGUCAGACAUCUAUUUCCAAAAAAAAAAUCAUUUUUCACUCUUGAAAGUGAAUUUAGUCUGUCAUAAGUUUGAUUAGAAUUGUGUUCAGACCAAAAAAGAUCAUUUUAAAUUUGUUUUAUACAUCAGUUGUGGUAUCUAUGAGCUACAACAUGAGGUCAAAAACCUAGCAUAAAAGUCCACCAUUUUAGCUAAGAGGACUAAUAAAGUCAUCAUAGUAGUUCUGGGGUAAGUUGAUCCAGUGGCUCAACUAAGAAAGUAAAGGAGUCUAAUGAGAGGAUCAGAGUUUUUGGUUCAGAUUGUUGAAAUGUUUUACUUUUUCUUUUCAAAAAUACAGCUGUGAAUGUUCUGAAUCACUUAAAGACAUUCUCAUGUUAAAAAGAUUUUUUACAAAACAGCUUUUUAGCAGUUAUAUCCAAUAAUAAUAAUAAAAAGAAUUAUUGUACCAGUUGAAGAGUGUAUAAUAGAUAAAAAUACACUCACUCUGUUGGUUUGCAGGGAUGCACAUCUUGAAGCAGAUACACUAGUUAGAGACAAAACUAUGAUUGCUUUGAUUUAGUGAUCCGAAAUAUGAAUAAUGGCUCAUCUUACCCCGGUCUCCCCUACUCUGUUGUUAGUUGCAUUGUAAAGCAGCAGUAGAAAACACAUAUCAGCUGCAGUUGUUUCAGACUAGAGUUUGAAUAUCAUUCGCCUCUUGCUCAGAGAAACCUUCUGCAUGUUGUGAUUCUAUGAGUAAGGUGCCUGCACUGGCUGCGUGGCAGUUAAAUUGCAUUUCUUUGCUUUCAUCUUUGGAUGAAAGGAUGAAAUAUGACCAACAUUACCUGACACCAAAGAACAAUAACAGUUUUGCAAAAACAAAUCUGUUCUUAAAAGACUUUCAUUUAUUUUCUGGUGGAGGUGUUCUCUGUUCCUGCUUUGUUCUCUCCUUGGGUAGUCAGGGUAUGUCCCUCAAACUAGCAGAUACAGCUUAUCACUUUUUUUUUCUUAUCAUUACAUUUCCAAAGUUAGCUCAAAAUACACGAUUCAAUUUAAGGAAAGCAGCUUUGAAGUUAGUUUAUGCUUAGUUCUUUUGUUCUGUGCCUCCCAAGAGUAAAUGGUUUAGUUCUUUGAAUUUACGAACUCCCAGAGUAUUGAAUUUUAUUUUAUUUACAUUUGCUGAAGCGAAACCACAAAACCCCCUAUAUCUUUGGGAUGUUUUGUAUGACAUGCACACACAGACAUGGAGAACAACAAUAAACAAGACCCUCAAACUAAGGAGGCUCUCAGAGUGACAUAUUUGAAGGAGAUCAACUUGAAACGGAUAUAGAGCCCUACAGCCUCCCUGCUACAGAUGCUGCCUUGAAGCAAAAAUAGAUGAUAAUGCCAUCUUGUCUCUCCUUCAGAUUGAAGACUAUGAUGUUGUGGCCAGUAUGCUUGCUGCUCGCUGUCGCUCACUCUGCUCCCUGGACAUUUGGCGCUGCAGAAACCUGACCGACAGAGGCCUGGCGGAGCUUGUCGCUGGCUGCAGGUAGACACAUGAGAUAUGUUGGAAGUAAAUCUUUUUUCACUCUGACCAAGGAGCAUUAACAAGAACGAAUUCAGCUUUUCAUUAGUGUGACACCUUUUUGACUAUGUCCUUGAAAGGUAGAUUCAUACGUUUCUAUUCAAAACCAUUUGAUGUCUUUACACACUGUAUACAUAAAGUAUAGAAGCUCACUUUUAAUUUUUUAAGAGAACCCAUCUGAUCUCUCAGUCCCAUUAUAUUCAUUCUGAUUUAGAUAAACCCUCUGAGUUCAGUCUAUCAGCUACAGGGCCAAAACUAAAUAUAUCUGAUGUCAGUGUCCAAAACUUGUCGACAGAGUCACCCCGCUGCUCCUGCAUCAUGUCUGAUCUGUGUUUGUUUAGGAUGCUGGAGGAGUUGGACCUGGGUUGGUGUCCCACACUGCAGAGCAGUACAGGAUGUUUCCAGAACCUUGCCCGCAGCCUGCCUCGUCUGCGCAAACUCUUUCUAACUGCAAACCGCACCGUCUGUGACUCAGACAUAGAGGAGCUGGCCGCCAGCUGCCCCUCACUGCAGCACCUGGACAUACUGGGUGAGCGCUUGUUGUUCUUUUUGUUAGCUUAUAAUAAACUUUUAAACAUAAUUUUGAAAGUUAGCUGAUCAUUAACCUCUGGUGUUGAAAUAUGAUAUGAAGCCAAAGUGAAGGUGCUAGAAACUGCAGUUUUCUGAGUGUCUAAUUAAAGGGAUAUUCCGGUGUAAAAUUAAGUUAAGGUCAAACACACCGUAACACCGAGUUAGACACCCCCUCGAGAGAUGAGUGUUGCCGACUGCUUGCUUCUCUAGUUAUACCAACUUCAACAAGGACCGCAUAAUAGCAGUAUACCUCUCCACGUGCUAACCUCAACCAAAAAUCCACUCUAUAGCCACAAAUAAUGCUCAGAACAGCAUCUAACUUCAUCAACAGUACAUGUAGAGUCCCAGCUAUGGUACUAGCCAUCAAACAUCUUUGUAGCUUUGCCUGAUUUCUUUCAAAAAAGAGACCAAACACAACUCGCCUACUCUCUUCCAGCAGCUGCUUGCUUGUGGGGGAGCCCUGAUGAGUCGAUCACAGAGCGUAGUGGAGUUUCGCAGCUCAAGGAAGAACAUUUAUGAUCAUUACUUCAUGGAAAUGCAAUCAGACCGAGACUCUUAGGCAGAAGAAGUACUGCGUCUGCAGUGAAAAAUGAUUAUUAUGAUGAUUAUUACUUUAAGGAAAUGAUCCGCUACACUUGGUGAUGGACUCGUCAGGGCUCCCAAAAGCCCCAGAAACCACGUACACCCCUGUUUUUAAAAGAUCCAAUUUUUAAUGCAAAAAUAAACAUGUUUACAGCCUGGUACAAAAAAGGAUUUUGGUGUGUGAGCACUCUGUAGUUUUUUGCAAGGAGAAUCAAAGCUAGCUUAAAUACCAGAGACCAAUAGAUGACAUCCCUGAGACUGUGCCUGUGUUUUAUACAGUCUAAGUUAAAACCUAGACUUGCUUAUUUUGUCCACUUGCACAUGUGGUUUUCAACAGCAGUAAUACCUCUCUCAGUAUGAAGAAUGGAACUUGUGCAUUGAUCAGUGAUAAGUCAAUGAUGGGACAUAUUUGUGAUCAUGUACUCGUGUCAUUUGAUCCAAAGCUGCAGUGGACAGGUCUUCCUCUGUCUUUCUCUUCAAGGUUUGAAUUCAAAAAAAGUUUCUGAAACCUCAGCAAACACAAACCUGUAAAAAAAAAAAGCUUCGUUUCAACACAAAUAAAGAAAAAAUGCUCACUGGGCAAAGUUGCUAAAGAAGUAACUGCUGUGUGAAACAUUGUAGCUCCAGUUGCAUAAUGUGACGGCCUUGGCAGCUCGGUAGCAUUACAAGCAUUAACCAGGCUGUCUGUGCUGAAGUGUCAGUUCUGUGGCUAUUACAAGUUUGAGUCUUCCCAUAAGCUCAGGAGUAAAUCAUCUGUUUACAGGUUAUUAGCAUACAGCAUUUUGGGGGGGGGUGUAGAGUUUAUAUUUGUCUGUUUGAAGUAUAACCUUACUGCAUGUUUAUGUUUCAAUCUAAACUUUUUAUUGCCCGGUGUGCUUGAAUGUGGUUUUGAUUAACUCCGAGUUAGAAAUGUUGUAUUUUUUUUAUUUUUCUGCUCAGGUUGCAUUUUUUUCAGCGCGUUGUUUACAUUUCUUCCUAUGCCUGUGUCUUUUCCAUCUGACAGGUACACGCUUGGUGAGUGCUGCCUCACUGAAGAAGCUCCUCCAGUCUUGUCCGAAAGUUCUCCUCCUGGACGUCUCCUUCUGUUCUCAGAUAGACAUGCGGGUCGUCCAAGAGCUUACGGGUCUCUUCCCAAAUGUGGCCAUCAAGAAGAGCUUCACUCAGUGACCUAGACUCUUCUGUUUUUCCACAGUCCAAAAGAAGUAAGAGGAGCAAAGUGCUUGCCAGCAAAUACUGCCCAAAAGUGGGUAAGAGGCAGGUCAGAUGCUGAUGGAGACAUCUGCCCUUUCUGUGUCUGUAUCACAAGUGAGAGCUUUUUUUUAGCGGUCUGAAAAGAAGGAUUAGCUGGCUGGACACAGACAAUUACAGACUCCAGGCCAUGGGAUAACAAAACAAGAGACUUCAUACAUGUCUUCUGGACACUUGAAAUUAGGGUCAGUGCAGUAAAGCUGCUAAAUCCUUGAAUUUGAAUCACCUCUGACAUAUUGCCAAGCAACUCAAGGGUAGAAAUUCGCCUUGGUACUGGAUGCAAAACAUAAAACACAAGACAGUUUUGUGAGCGAAGUAUACUAUUAAUGCAGGAAAACCGCUGCAGGAUUAGGAAGAUACACAUUCAUGUUAACUGGAAACAUGGUAAAAGACCGGGCCUUGGUCAGUGCCUUGUCAGAAUGUGCAUCUGUUUUGACGCAUGAUCGUCGUUCUGAAGGUAUCUGUAAGCCGCUUAGAUUUGACUGAAGAAACCAUACGUGAAGCUGUUGUCUUUAAGGUAAUUGGCGCUGAAAACAAAGCAGUGAACUAAGCCUUAUUUCAUACAGUAUGAUAUGUAAAGUGUCAACUCAGACCUGGAGGUAAAGAUCAUGUGUUUUCACAAACUGGGUGACUCUCAAAUCAAAAAGCACACCAUCAACAAGAUUCACAGAAAACAAGUUUUUAAUCAAAAACCUUCAAGAAUGUGAGAGGUUGUGAAAAAGAAGGAGGAGUUAAAAAAGCAUGAACGGUAUUUAAAAAAAAGCAACAAAUGGUUUCAUUGUAAGGUAGUGACACAGUCCAGAAACGAAUAUGUACAAUAACAAACACUAGAGACUAGCAGCAAAUCCUGACCUGCAGGAAGUGUGAACAGCAACUGAAACAACUGGAUGAUGCUAUAAAAAGCCAAAGUUUAUGAUUGAUUCACAUUGUUAUUUAAAAUGCUGCAAUGACACAAUAUAGAGACGAUUCAAACCACACUUACUGUUCUCCUCUUUGUCUUGGUCACCACCUUCACUCUGCACACACUUCAAAUAUUUAUCUGUAAAUUUAAAGAAAACUUUAGUAUGGUGCACAUGAUACUGAGCUGAAGCUUUUUAUUUUGGUUUGAAUCUGUAGUGAAAAAAAAGAUCCCACAAGAUCUGGAUCUGACACACCUGAAUCAGGUGAAUUUCUGUGUAAGUCUGCCAUAUCAAGUUAACAGGGUCUUUCAAAAGUGAACUUUUGUUACUUAUUCUGGACUCCUCAAGGACGGCACAAAUGAAGGCCGGGUUGAUAAUUUAGCCAAGCCAAAGUUGAAGGUAUUAGAUUUAUUUGUGCUUUUCUGAUACUCUUUAAUUUUAUGUUGAUUUUGUUCAUGUUAUUUUAUGGAAAUUAUGAGCAAACCUGACUUUAAAUAUAAAUGAUCAAGUCUAAAAUUGGGUUGCACAGUGGCUUCAUAAUUUAGCACCUUUUUCACUCAGCUGUUAGUCACUGUAGUUAAAAUAGGGACAGUUUCUUGGAUGGUAAGGGGUCCUGUGGAGAAUAUAUGUUAAGCAGUGUAAAUACUCUGUGACCUCAGUAUUUUUCCUGUUACUCAGGGGUUUGAAUAUUUCUUCUGGUUCAAUAUUUUGACUUUGUAUUGUGCGAAUGGCACCAGCACAGCAGAUAUUUUUACAGAUAGUGACGCCAGACUGAGUCAGCUUUGAAGCCGCCUGCAGUCUGUUGAUCUUUGAGAACAAACACACAUUAAAAACGAUCAGUAAGCACUGCACAGCACUGAUGUAACUUGGGCAAAGACUUUCUGCUUUUUGGAUGAGGAAUGUUGUAGUAAUUGUAUGAUUGUGGAGAAUAUGUUGUUGUCGUUGCUGAUUAUUUAAUUUUUGUAAUAUAUAAAGUCACAUUGGUAAUGUGGCAGAAGUGCUUGAAAAGCAGUUCUCUUAUAAAACUUGAAGUUUUUUUCUUUUGAAGCUAGGCUACUAGUGAAUAUUUGUGCCUUAUACUCCUGGUUGAAUGUGGUGUGCUGUCCAUGUGGUUUUGAUUGUAGUGAACUGCUUUGCUUUAUUGCCUUUCAACCAAAGUACUGGUAAUACCCUAACACCUGGUCCCACUGUUAUGAAUGACCAGUUUAUAUGCCAUAUACUGUACAUCAGCCAGGGUAAUUAAUAUGCAAAAUGAUAUUUAUUUAUACUUAUUUAAACUCAUUUUCCUGUAUAUGCUAACAGUUCUAUACAUUUUGGAAGUUAAUGUUUUUUCUUUUUAGCUCAGUGUCACAUAAGAUAUGUGUAAUGCACCUAUUUAAUUGCGUUAAGUUUGUGUCUAGCCUAGCUUAGCUUAAAGAGUUGACUUGGUCUGGAAUGGAAACAAAGGAAAACCAUCGACUGCAGAAGAAAACGCUAGCCUGCUGGUUAGUUCUUAGUUGUAUUUGACAGUUUUCUUUUAAAUGACACAUUCUCUAUCACGUGUACUUCACCCGCUUGCUUAGUAACCACUUGUAAAUAAGUGAGGUUUUUGUUUUAACUUGUGACGGUGCAGUGCUCAUUGUGUAGUGUUAAAGAUACUGCUGAUGACACAGAGGUCAUGUCCAUUUUUAGGCGCAUUGCUCCUUUAAUUUUCAAGUCAUGUUGUAAAUUCUGCUUUCGAGGCAAACUAAAGUUUAGGUGUUUCUCACAGCUGAGGGUUUUAGACUCAGACGGAGGGAACAGAACAGUGAAAUCUGGUAUUUUUGGGCUCAUUUGUAUUAUCUUGAGUCAUAAAAAUGUAAAAGGAUCUUGCUCGAGACUGCUCCCACUGUCGUUGCUAAACUAGGCUAAACACUACACGGUUCCAUCAUUGUUACUUAACACUGAGAACUCAAGUAGACGUCAGCCUCCUCACCUAUAAUUAGGGGGUUGGAAACAAACAAAAUAGUAAAAAAAAAUGCUGGACAUUACAAUAAGUCAUUGUAUUUCAAGUUUAUUUUCAGUCUGAGCUGUGUUUUUAAAAGAAUGGUAACAGUGUGACACAUCAGCUCUCAUUCAGAUGAUGCAAUUGUUACUUCAGCGAGGGGGAGUCAGCUGGUUGACAUACAUCAUCAUUUCCUGGCCCACAUAAUCCAGGCAGUCAUUAUAGGUAUGCUAUGAGAGAUAUACUUUCACAACAGAAACACUGAUGAUGUGUGGUGUGUACUCAAACUGUCAGGAACAGCGUUCAUUUGUUAGGCAGACUCUAAAAAAAAGUGUUCACAGCUCUCUCAUGGUCACUGUUCGGCCAGAAGAGCGCUGUGUUUCAGCACUUUUACACACGCGUUUUCUUUUUAGCUCCUUACCUUGAAGGACUGUGUUGGCCUUGCUUCUCUGUAAUGAAUAUGCAUUCUCUCUCCUCCCACUCUGGAUGUGUGAUCAACCUUCGUGCCAUUGGUAGGACAUGCAGUAAUGCCCCCCCUGUGCUGCGGUGUAAAAGCUGCUGUUGUGUGGAAAGAUUGUGCCUCUGUCAUGAUGAAACCGGGUGCUUGACUUUCACCAGAUUUGAAAUAAACCCAAGGCUGAUACAGUGA